This is a messenger RNA of Phalaenopsis equestris, 816 nucleotides long. Its product is annotated as probable membrane-associated kinase regulator 2. Gene Ontology annotation, cellular component: plasma membrane. Lineage: Eukaryota; Viridiplantae; Streptophyta; Magnoliopsida; Asparagales; Orchidaceae. The record is from RefSeq and is a predicted model, not a curated record. The transcript has a single exon. The coding region runs from base 1 to 816 and encodes 271 amino acids.
AUGGCGUCCUUCCCCCUCCUCAAGUACUGGAGAGGAGGCGGCGGCGCCGCCGCUGUAUCCACCAUACGCGCCGCCGCCGCCAUUUCUUCUCCUCCGGAGACAAUCGAUGAAGCAUCCGACGACGAUGGCCCCUUCUUCGAUCUAGAGUUCACCGUCCCGAUCAGCCAGAGUGGAGCGCAAGAGGGAGAGAAACACCACGACGACGAAAAGGAUUUCAGCUUAUCGAUGACUUCUUCCGAUGAGAGUGAGUGCCAAUCGAAUCGCAACCUUCCCAUUUCACCCUCCGACGAUCUCUUCUUCAAAGGAAGAGUUUUUAGCGCUCCGGAGAGCGAUCUCAGGCCGCAGUUCACCGUUUCCUUUCUCAAAUCGGCCACGAGAUUGCGUGUUCUCAUGCUUCGGUUUCGGAAACCCAAAACUCAUUCUCCGGAGCACGUUUUGAGUUCGCCGAAGCAGAGCUCUCAUUCGAGCAAGUUUUUCAUUAAGGUGGACGAAGCGCCGAUCGCCUCACUGUUCUCUCGAGAAAGCAGUUGCAGGAACCCCAUCGCCGGCUCGCAAUCCUCGCCGGAGGAGAGAACGGUUAAUUCGAAGGAAGUGGUUCAGAAGUAUCUCAGCAAGAUCAAGCCGCUGUAUGUUAGAGUUUCGAAGAGAUACUCUGAUAAGCUGAGGUUUUCAGCUGCGGAGCGGUGGGAAGGAGAAGAAAAGGAAGCAGAGGAGAGCUUGAAAACGGGGAAGAGGAGACGGAAACAAACUGUUUCUUCUUGGAUUAUGGUUGCUCACAAGCUUUUGAGAAAAAAACAAGUUGUCAAUGUUGUCUAA